AUGGCCAAAACGAGAGGAGUCAAGACCCCAUCUCCAUCAGCCCACAACAAUACAUCGAGAGCCUCACUUGUACAAGACUCCAUGACUGAGCCUCAACAGCCACCCGCCAUGCAACCUUCUGAAUAUGGAGUGCCGCCUAGUCCUCCUCAGCGAAGAUAUCAGACCAAGAGACCACCCACUACACUAGGGGCAAACUCUUCACGUUCCAAGAAGUCAUCUAGUCGCCCUCCUAUGAAGAAAGCCAGAGUCUCAAGUCUAGUGGAGCCAUCAGAGCCUCCACAGCCUCAACCACCUACUAUAGAGUCUCAGAUUCCUUAUGGGAUGACUCCAGAAGUGAUUAUUAGGCGACCUAUGGUUACUCAGCCACCCAUGGAGGGAAAUUUGGAUUGCCGGGCUAGACCAUUCCAUUCUGAGCUAUGUUUUGACAGAGAGACUUUCAGACACCAGCCAGAGCUUAGAGAUUCAUUCCACUUACUUCAGAGGAGCCCCAGCUGGACCAGAGCAUCUAGAGAUACCACAGGACGAGCAGCCACAGCAGUACUCACACUGGAGGCCACGUCUUCUGCUCCUCCUACCACUCCUAGGACUCCGCCUGUUGUACCAGCUACAUCCGCGCCUCAUCCAUUUGAGUCUAGUAUCGCCAUAUCUAUUUCAGAGUUCAGAGGCCUAUGUCAUACUUUGCAGACAUUGACCGCUACUCAAAGCGUCCUUGCCCAGCAGAUGGCACUUGUACGUGCACAUCAGGAUCAGCUUAUCGCCACCCAAACCCAACAUACUGCUAUCCUUAGGCCGAUACAACAACAUUUGGGUAUUUUAUCGCCACCUGAGCCUAUAGAUCCAUCCCAGGAUGCUCCUCCAGCAGAGCAGACUAUGCCCCCUGAGGAGACGACUAUAGGAGAGAUCGAGACACCGAUCUCGAGUACUCAGACUUCCACAGCCGAGCCAUUGUCUCCACAUGAUCCUCCCACCACCACCUGA
Vitis vinifera (wine grape) is the source of this 978-nucleotide messenger RNA. Its product is annotated as COPII coat assembly protein sec16. The transcript is spliced from 3 exons. NCBI's taxonomy places the organism in Eukaryota, Viridiplantae, Streptophyta, Magnoliopsida, Vitales, Vitaceae. The record is from RefSeq and is a predicted model, not a curated record. Bases 1 to 978 code for a protein of 325 amino acids.